Molecule: messenger RNA, 3689 nt
Organism: Osmia bicornis bicornis
Lineage: Eukaryota; Metazoa; Arthropoda; Insecta; Hymenoptera; Megachilidae
Product: 26S proteasome non-ATPase regulatory subunit 2-like
Exons: 13
Coding region: 5-2572 (855 amino acids)
Biological process (GO): proteasome-mediated ubiquitin-dependent protein catabolic process; regulation of protein catabolic process
Cellular component (GO): proteasome complex; nucleus; proteasome storage granule
Molecular function (GO): enzyme regulator activity
Source: RefSeq, a predicted model, not a curated record
CAAGAUGUUAGUGUCCUUAUGUCAAUUGAGACUUUUGAUGCAAACAUCAACUACCUCUAUGACCUCAGUACCGAAACCCCUCAAGUACUUAAAGAACUCCUAUGAACCCUUGAAGAAUGCCUACAAUAAAAUCCAAAAGAAAGACGUGCGACGUCAAUUAGCAGAAGUGAUUAGCGUGUUAUCACUGGCGGCAGCACCUGCUGGGGGUAAAGAAUGCCUGAAAUACUGUCUCGAAGGUGCAGUGAAGAAUCCUGGGGAAUGGGGUCACGAAUAUGUAAGGCAAUUAGAAAAUGAAAUUGUCGAUGAAUGGACGAAUUCUCCCGUGAAAGAUGAGGAUCGUAUAAGGCAACAGUUAACACCUUUGGCGAAAAGCAUCGUCAAGUUCGACAUGAAACACAACGCAGAGAUACCAGGAUGCGAUCUAUGCUUGGAAAUCGAUCAGCUAGUAUUCCUCAAUGAUUAUUUAGACAGCACGAAUUUUGAGAGGGUCUGUCGUUAUUUAGAAGGCUGUGCAGCCUACAGCGAGGACAUGGAGAAAAGGCAGAUACUUCAGAUAACAUUUGGAUAUUAUUUAAGAUUCAAAGAAUACUGCAAAGCAAUGUUAAUUGCUCUACAACUUGGAGACUCGAACCUUGUGCACCAGUGCCUGACUGCAUGCCCUGAUAAUCUCACCCGGAAGCAAUUAGCGUUUAUACUAGUCAGGCAACGGGAUAGUCCUUUGAAGAAGGAGUACCAGGGCAAGGAUGCACCGGAUAUAGAAACGAUCCUAAGCAACAGUCACACGAAUAGUCACUUCCAGGUACUCGCAAGGGAACUCGACAUCAUUGAACCCAAACACCCAGACGAUAUCUACAAAACCUGGCUGGAGACCAGCACGGUCAGAAGGACCGAGCACGACUCUGCCAGAGCGAACCUAGCUUCCAGUUUCGUUUCCGGUUUCGUUCACGCUGGAUUCGGUCAGGAUAAACUAAUGGCCAACGCAGCAGAUUCCUGGGUUUAUAAGAACAAGGAUCACGGAAUGCUAUCGGCUACAGCUUCCUUAGGGUUAAUACACAUGUGGGACGUGGAUGGUGGUCUAGUACCGAUCGACAAGUACCUUUAUACGAACGAUGACUUCAUCAAAUCAGGCGCCCUACUCGCUAUAGGGCUGGUCAAUUGCGGGGUUCGAAACGAAUGUGACCCAGCAUUAGCUCUUCUAAGCGAUUACGUGCUGUCUGAUAACGCCACAUUAAGGAUUGGAGCUGUUUUGGGACUGGGUUUGGCUUAUGCUGGUUCGCAGAGGUCCGAUGUCACCGAACUUCUAACUGGGGUUCUAGCGGACAAAGCGACCACCAUGGAAGUGGUAUCCCUUGGUGCAAUCGCGAUGGGGUUAAUAAACGUCGGUUCAGCCGAUGCUGACAUCUCUUCAACGAUUCUACAGAAGCUACUAGAGCUAACACCCCAAGAACUAUCCAGUACUUAUUCCAGAUUUCUGCCUCUUUCGCUGGGGAUGAUCUACAUGGGCUGCAGAGAUAUCAUAGAUGCUCCAUCAGCUGCUCUCGAGGUUUUACCUGAUCCCUACAAGCUGGCCUCUCAAACCAUGCUGCAGGUGUGUGCGUACGCUGGGACAGGUGAUGUGUUGAUCGUGCAGGAAUUGUUGCGAAUUUGUUCAGAACCAGUGAAUGGUGAAAAUGUAUCCAACACCUCUAUUAGGACUUCGGUUACCAGUGGCGGUGAUCUGCGACCUAGAAAUGGCGAAUCGUCAGAGAAGAAAACGAAGAAGUCAGAAGAAAAGAUGGAAGGAUCGAAGGAUAUUGGAUCGUCUCAGGCUAUAGCGGCUCUGGGCGUCGCUGCUGUUGGUCUGGGAGAAGGGAAGGAAGACUCGAGGAUUUUCGGUCAGAUCGGCAGGUACGGUCCUAUAUCCGCGAGAAGAGCAAUGCCACUUGCCCUAGGCUUGUCCUUCCUGUCCAAUCCAGACCUAUCAGUUUUGGACGUUUUAAAUAAAUACAGUCAUGACAAUGAUGCUGAAGUUACGAACAACGCGAUCUUCGCCCUUGGUCUAGUGGGUGCUGGAACAAAUAACGCUCGUCUUGCUACCAUGUUGAGACAGCUGGCUUGUUAUCACGCGAAGAAUCCUCUUCAUCUGUUCCUCGUUCGAAUAUCCCAGGGGCUGGUGCAUCUUGGAAAAGGAACGUUGUCCAUAUCUCCAUUGCGGCAUGCCUCCAAAGUCCUUGAUCGAACUGCCUUGGCUGGACUGAUGGUGGUCCUGGUAGCCUUCUUAGAUAAUCAGAACCUGAUCCUGGCCAAAUCUCAUUACUUAAUGUAUUGUCUAGCUCUUGCAAUGGAACCAAGGUGGUUGGUUACCUUGGAUGAAAAUUUGCAGAGUCUGCCAGUGUCGGUGAGGGUUGGUCACGCCGUGGACAUCGUUGGAAAAGCUGGGAAUCCUAAAUCCAUAUCUGCUGGUUACGUUCAUACGACUCCAACGUUGCUUUCCUAUGGAGAAAAGGCAGAGCUUGCUUUAGACGAAUACGAGGCGUUGUCCAAUGUACUUGAAGGCUUCAUUAUUCUUCGAGAGAAGGUGGCUGCUUCGUAAAGUCGAUGUUAAAGGAAACGUUGAAGAGAGGGAAAUGAAUUUUAUUUCAAUAGAAUAAGAAACAUGGUCAGAACUAGGAACCUUAACGCGAUACACUGAUAUCUAUGGUAUUUUUCAAGCAGUUCUGUAACAAAAUAGAGACGAAAUUUGUAACGCUUACACGCAAUAUCUCGUCAAAGACGCGAGCAAUCAGCGUAUUGUAUAGGUUUGCAUUUAUUUAACUUCAGAGACUAGCGGAAGCAAUGUGCUGUAUACAACGGAAACAUACAUCGGUUCGCAUUGCACGGUAGAAACAGGUAGAGACAACGGUGCACCAUGAUCUGACAAUGUCACGGUAGGUCUGCUUACGAAUCGUCAUAAAUAAAAUACAUCUUAACCCUUUAACUGCGAAUGCCGUGUACGUACAUCCAAUAAAUAAAAAAAUUCUAAGUAAUUUAAACUCUGAAAAGAAUUUUUCUUUGUCGAUCGAGCAAGCUACAGUUAAAGGGUUCAAUUAAAAGAGGAAUAAAAGAAAUAAACGGAACAAGCAAGAUAUAGAAAUAAACGCGAAAAAAUAACGGAAGAAACGUAAUGAAAGUAACCCCCGAACAAGCGAUACUUUACAAGAAAUUCGAGCUAACCGUGUUUGCUAAUGGUAAAAGUCUGCAAAUUAAAGAUAAAUAUUGCAGUUUAUUGAUUUCGAUAAUGUGUACAAAAGCGGACCACAAGGAAACGAGCAACGAUUAUUUAUCGUGGAUAAGAAUUGUGUGUCCUAUCUGCUUUCAUUAUUUCUCGCCACGAAUACGCAUAAACGUCUGUGCAUAUCAGUUUCUUCUGCCUGUUCGUUAACAGGUUCGCAAAUACACAAGAUCAUGGAGCACGUUCCCAUAUUCUCGUUAACGAAAGCGACGAGAAACUCUCCAGGAAAUUGUCGGAUGCUCUUGCAAAGAGAAAACUAUCGACUUUUCUCGUGUUAAAAAAAAAAUGUCCGCUGACAUUUACAUAUAUAGGCACAUGACUUAGGGUAAGUGGCGAAGUGUAGAGUGAAACACGCGUUUCUCGACUCGUUCUGUCCUUUUUUUUUUAGUUUUCACGUAAAAACUUAACACUUUGACGGCCGAGCAUAUCGUGGAACCUA